AUGCCUGACGCCGUGACAAUGGGAGACGCCGUGGACGUCGGGACUGUUCAGCAGUUCAUCGGGACAAUGCGCACGACCUUCCGGACGUUAGAUGCAACGUUCAGUACGUUGCACGAGCAGUCCGCAAGGAUAUCCGAACUCGGACCCACGACUGAAACUGUUGACGCGGAGAUUGUCCUUCUGAGGGAUCAAUUGUCUCUCCACCAAAGCGCGCAGACCGAGCGUGUUACUGCGAUAAAAUACAUUCUCAAAAACGAGGUGAAGCACCAAACGGCAGACUCGCUCAAGACUGAAAUCCGCGAGUCGAUCAAGCUUGAGAUCGAGAGAGAAGUGAAGCGACAGGUUGAUGAGCAGAUCGGCGAACAUAUCCCAGUCCCCCUGCCGCAGCAGCGGGAGGACUUUCGGACGGAGAUUGCCGAUGUACGGCGUGCAUUCGAUAACGCAGAGGCGAGACGGAAAAAUGCCCUCAUCAGGCCAAACCCGGACAGUUUGAAGGACGAGCUAGCCGUCGUCUCCAAACCCGAUGGUAGCCGAAGCAAGCAGUACCCUGCUAAUCUGAAUUCUCUGUUUGCCUAUAGUGCCAUACAAGCACAGCGGCUGCUUCGGGAUUUCGAGCUCCACGACGACGGUAUGCUCGAAAGGAACCUUAACCGGUUCAUGUCACAUAUCGGGAUCCGUUUCGAGCUGGUCCCCGUUCCUCCGACGCCUGGCGGCUCUGCAUCGGCCGGGGUAUCGGCUGCUGCUCUAGUCUCAAAGUCCCCUACCAAGUAG
This is a messenger RNA of Epithele typhae, 771 nucleotides long. RefSeq lists its product as uncharacterized. The coding region runs from base 1 to 771 and encodes 256 amino acids. The transcript has 7 exons. The record is from RefSeq and is a predicted model, not a curated record. Lineage: Eukaryota; Fungi; Basidiomycota; Agaricomycetes; Polyporales; Epitheliaceae.